Durusdinium trenchii is the source of this 385-nucleotide messenger RNA. The record is from the annotation of a GenBank genome assembly. NCBI's taxonomy places the organism in Eukaryota, Dinophyceae, Suessiales, Symbiodiniaceae.
GAACCGUCCUGAUAACCACUGCCACGUGGCUGUGUGAAGGCUUGCACUGCACUCAGAUGACAACGCAGAGAAGGGAUGAGCUCUACAAACUUCAAGCCCUGAAAAGCAUUCGCUUGGUGAAGAAGUAUAAGGACAAAUCAGGCCAACAACGUGUUGCUGGAACUCGACAGCUGAAAUAUUCGCAAGUAUAUCCUUGGGGCUUUGCUUUUACUGUAGCUGGGCUCCACAACAAGUUCUUGCACCAGCAGCAGCUGAUGUAUCCUUCAAAGGUGAUGGACGACCGGAAUCUCAAGUUUAUGGAUGUCGACCCAAACUCUUCUGACUCAGACCUUGAGGAUGUGGUAGCCCACAGCUCAAUUUAAAACCAGAAGGAGGGGCAUGACCC